CAACAAAACAGACACACAGAUUAGAUUCAGAUUUAGAUAAAAUAUUAGGCAAGAUGUGUUGAAGUAGCGGCAUUGUCAUGAGUUUCCACUUUGUGACAAUAAAAUUUGUCAAUGACAAAAGUUGUUUCGUCGCGUUAACUUCCAGUAUUUGUCAAAACCAGGGGAAAGAGGGAGAUGUACAAGUGUUUGAGGUUGAGGACAUAGGAGGUGGGAAGUUGUAUGUGAGCUGGUCAGGGGAGACAGUAAGGGGAUCUGGAGGGACUGAUGGAGUUCUACAAAUUAAUGGACUUUUUGGUGCAAAAGUUGGACUCAAAGAUGAAGACAAGGUGAUAAUACGUCCAGUGUCCAAGGUGCCGAUAUGUACACGAUGUUCUGUUGAGCCUGUGUCAUUUGAUGACUGGGAAAUACUGGACAGACAUACAGCAUUCAUAGAGUCACAUUUGUUAGAUAUUGUAAGGGUGAUCCAGAAAGACAAGAUUUAUCCCAUCUGGGUAGAGAAAUCUGUCUGUGUGUUUAUCAAAAUAGGUACUACUGCUCCAGAAGCAGACUGUGUAUUGCUGGUAAAUGAAACUGAAGUAUUGGUUUCACCUAAAGUAAGAAACUCUGCCAUUGGUCGACCUGCUGUAGAAGAACCAAUCAGACGGGCCAGUGCAAAAACUGAGGAAGUGCCAUUCUUGCCUAACCCUAGCCAAUAUGAAGAUGAGAAUUUUGAUACUAAAUUCAGGUCUACAGAUUCUGAAACUGGUAUAAAAGAUUAUCUAGGCUUUAGCAAAUCAACUGAUAGGAAAAUACGUGAGAAAUCACCAUACGAUAAUAUAUCUAGUCAAUGGAAAAACCUGUUUUCUUACUUGGGAUUUCGGUCACGCAUAGAAAGUCGCGCGAUCACAUCUGAUGAUGAAGAUGAUGCUUAUGAUGAUGAGGAUGAUUCAGUCGACCAAUCAGAGCCGCAGUUACAAACCGGACUUAACUUAGUGUUACGUGUGCAAUCUUUGAAAUACAAAGUGAAAGACACUGACCACAUUUCUCCGGAAUGCAAUAAUGGACAUCAUCGUGGCAGCGAGUCUCCAAGAAAAAGUGGAAGCUCAUCGCCACGGAAACAGAGUCGAGAAUCGCCAUCAAAAUCGAGCAGAAAUAUGUCUCAACCGAAAUCAAAUUUUAGAUUGAACUAUUUUCCGCAGCAGCCUAGUACUAUAUAUAUGGACAAGUCUGAUGUUGAAAAACAACUGAAAUGUAAUCGAUCAGAGAUUCCGCAUAUAUUUUACGCAAAACUUAGAAAAUUAGCCUCGCCGAAGGAACAGCAACAGCAGCAGGAGAAAUUAAAUACGAGCUCAGGAAUUGGAAAACAAAGCAUUCGUAAAACAGGUAAAACCGAAGGCGAAACUAAAGAUAAGGUAUCGCCACAUGCAGAAACUCCAGAAACGCCGCCAGCAGGCACGGAAACUAAAGCUGAAAAUGAGUAUCCUUGUGUUGUGCGUGUUAUAGUUAUUGACCGAAGACGGCAACUGUGUAACGAUCAUUAUUCUAUGAUUGUUAAACGAGUGUUAUCGGAGCAACCUUUAUUAAAAGGUCAUGUGAUCAUACCCGAUAUGUUAAGACGCUUCCUGAAAUUAGACAUUACGAGUAGAGUUUGGAUACAGACGUUUAAAGUUAAUCCAUCCCAGACAACUGCAUUCUCUUUGUAUCCUCUAGGAAACGUGCCAAACAAAAUUACAGCAGAUAACCUAGGCUUGGCAUUCAGGAGCUGGUUAAAUCAAGUGACAGUUGAAGAUUACCCGAUGGUUGUAUUUGAAGGAAUUUUUCUCCGAUUUCAAGUCUACCAAGAUGUAUAUGUAGAAAGCCAGUUAACAUACAAGGACCCAGAUCCCCAGAGCAAGAGCUGUUUCACCAUGCUGCACCCAGGAGUGUUACGCAAUGCUAGUCUGACAGUUGUGAGUGGGACCCGCGCCGCCGACCUCACACACCCAGUGGUCCAGCCCAUGCUGGCAUACAACAGCAUUGCCAGUAUUGAUCCACCCGUACCUAAUGCUGACCUCAGCUCUGUUGGGGGUAUGUCUGACCUGAUAGAGACAGCUAUUUUGAACAUAGAAAUUUGUCUUGGUUCUCGGCGGCUGUAUAGAGAAAUUUGCCUGACUACCCCUGGAUUACUUAAUGGAAUGCUCUUACUUACUGGGCCCAAAGGAAGUGGAAAGACAACUCUUGGAAAGGCAUUAUGCAAGAAGAUGACAGAGUUACCCAAUUUGGCUUACACAAAUGCUAUAGACUGUAAACCAUUACGAGGAAAGAAGGUAGAAACUAUACAGAAGGUGCUAGAGUUGAUAUUUGAUGAAGCUGCAUGGCGACAACCUUCCCUAAUCUUCUUAGAUGACCUUGACCAUCUGUGUGGGGCUCCAGCUGGGCCAGAGUUUGAAAUGACGGGCGAGGCCCUGUAUUCAGCAAGAGUUGCUGAAGUUUUGAAGGACCUAUUGAGAAAAGAUGUUAGAAACAUGAGCAAUAUUGCGGUCUUAGCAACCAGCCAAUCACGGUCCUCGUUACAUCCUAUCUUGGUGUCAUCAAGGGGAACACAUCUUGUACAGGAAGUGAUGAGUAUCAAACCUCCAAAUAAGACCCAAAGAAAAGAAAUCCUUGACACUAUAUUGAGAAGUAAAUCCAUGGUAACUGAAAAAGCCUUGGCAUCAUUAAACCUAGAUCUACUUGGACAGCGGACUGAGGGGUUUGUGGCACGAGACCUGGAAUUUAUUAUCAGCAGAGCUGUUCAUGCACAUAUACUCACUCAAGGCAGAGCUGUCCAAGAUGAUGUGGAACUUGACCUCACCCAGAAUGAUUUUGAUGUUGCCCUGAAUGGAUUUACCCCAGCAUCUAUCAGGAAUGUUCCACUUCAUGAAGCAGGGGAAUUAGGAUGGUCAGAUAUAGGAGGUCUAACAGAUGUAAAAGAAACAUUGAUAGAAACACUCCAGUGGCCAACAAAGUAUCCAGCAUUAUUCUCAAACUGCCCAUUACGACUGAGGUCAGGGCUGUUACUGUAUGGGGCUCCGGGCACGGGUAAAACCUUACUUGCCGGUGUGGUGGCUAAAGAGUGUGGUCUUAACUUCAUCAGCAUCAAGGGACCAGAGUUACUGAGUAAAUAUAUAGGUGCUAGUGAACAAGCUGUCAGGGACACAUUUAUCAGAGCUCAGAGUGCCAAGCCAUGUAUUCUUUUCUUUGAUGAGUUUGACUCAAUAGCUCCAAGGAGAGGGCAUGACAAUACCGGGGUUACAGAUAGAGUUGUGAACCAGUUACUGACACAGCUAGAUGGUGUAGAAGGUUUAGAUGGUGUGUAUGUGUUAGCUGCAACAAGUAGACCAGAUUUGAUAGAUCAAGCCUUGCUGAGACCUGGCCGACUGGAUAAAUGUCUGCAUUGUCAGUUACCUAACAAGGUAGAUAGACUACAUAUCCUGAAGGCUUUAUCAAGCAGAAUGUCUCUGGCUGAGAAUAUAGACUUUGACUACUUUGCGGAGAACUGCCAUGAUUUUACUGGUGCUGAUUUCAAGGCAUUGUUAUAUAAUGCUCAACUUGAAGUGAUCCACGAGUUCACUUCGACAGCUGAUGAUGGGGCUGAUACAGAUAUAGGAAAGUUUGGAAUGAGGUCAAAGAAAGGGUUGGCAUCUAAACUGAAAAGUCGUUCAAAAACUGAUAAAUUGAAAGUAGAAACAAAGAGGGAAAGACACAAGUCAUUUUCUUCCGGUACUUUAGCCUACAUACCUAGUCUAGAAGAGGGUGUGGUCCAAGUUUCACAAGAAAUGGAAGAAAGAAUAGGAAGUCAGGUGUCACAUAUCAGACUACGAGAAAGGAGAGCAUCAGAUCAGUUUGUGGUAGAUAACACACCGGAUUCACCAUUCCAAAUGAAGAAUGUUCUAGUUGUAACACAGCAACAUAUGAUGUCAGCAGUCAGUAAAAUGAGGCCAUCGGUGUCAGGUGAAGAACGUCAGAAAUACCAGAGAAUAUAUGACAACUUUGUUGCGGCAAGAGGCGGCCAUUUUGACACUGGAUACAUGGAAGCUGAGAACUUCAAGAUGAAAGCAACUUUAGCAUGAAAAUCAGAAAACAGUGCAAUCUAAAAAAACAAACAAUUUUUUCAAAUGAAAGAUCAUUAAAAUAGUGCUUACCUUUUAAAAAGUACAGUGCUAUACAGUCUUUCAUUUAAAGGAAAAGAUAGUCAGCAACAGAAGGCUAUUAUUAUAAAGGUGGGACAUCCCUUGAUGUGUGCAAAAUGGUGUUGCAUGUUUAAUAUUAGGGUGCAUUCAAAAAGUUCAAGGAAAGUCUUGCAGAUUGUUUGAUUACAGAACAGACAUUGGUAAACUGAUAUACACAGUAUACACAGCCCUUGAAAGAUUGGAAAAUGAUCUUUAGGGAGCAGAACUGUUUUAAAAAUAAUUGAAUUGACUCUAUAAACCUUAAUGCAUGCAACUUUUUUCACCCAUUGCAACAUCAGUAUGUUUUCUCUUGCUGUUGCUUCACAGAAUAUUAUAGGGUUUCCUGUUGUGAUAAGAGAAUUUUUGCCCAACUUUUUACUGUAUCUCAUUUUAUAUUUUGUUAUGUAGAAACUGAAAGUCAUUUUUUGAUUUCACAGAAUUCAAGCAUAUUUCUACAAACUUUAAAUUGAUUACCGGUAUGAUUAUUCUUGAAGAUAUACUAUGUACAUUUUCCCCAAAAAUAUUUUAUCAUUAGAUAUCAACUUCAGAUGAAGAAAUCCUCAUGUAUUUAACUUGGCUUUAUAUAAAAGAAAACAAACUGUGUAUGCCGAGCUGCAUUUAGAAUAACAUGUUAUAAUAUGGACACUCUCAUCCAUCAGAAGUUGGUCAAAAUCCCAAGACAAACCUCUAAUUUACUUUCUUUUGUUUAUUUGGUAAGCAUGAGCACUCGUUAUAACAACUGGGAGUGGUUUCAGCCAAUCAGUGUUCACCAUUUUUAAUCGGCACAGCGAAUUUAAACUUUAAAAACCAUCUUAGCAAAGUACAUGCUAACAAUGAAUAAGACAAUAUUGCAUGCCUGCAGUUAAUAAAGAUUUAUUCCUGUAAUCAGAUGUCUAGAAAUGUACCUCAUAUUUCAGCGUCAUUAUUGGAAAGAAGAUGGUCAUGCCUUUUACAGCUGAUUUUGAUAGGCGCUCAAAAAUUUGUCACGAAACAUUGCUGAUUGGUUGAAACUUUUUACCUGUGAUGCAGCAAAACUGAAAUAGCAGCAAACUGUGCCAGAGGUUCAACUAGGGAACCAUGUUAGACUUCUGGGUAAUUGUAUGAUGGAAGUAAUUUGCUUUAAAAAAUUCACCAUGUUUUUGAUGGUAUUAUAAAAAAAAUUCAUGCCGUGGCUUGUUAUACAUUAGGACAUACACAUUAAUAAAGUGUGUACUACUUUUAAUGUAACACAAAAUACUAUUUAUACACACAAACUGGUUUAUUUCAUGUUUACAUAAAUACUGUAAAGUAAUUCCAAAUUUCAACAUGUCCGAAACGUUGCGAAAUGACUCUUAAUUUCAGUUUGGUAGUGGUUCCAUUUUACUCUGACUUUAUCAUAGACACCCUGUGUAAAAUUUCAAACUUUAAGUUAAAACAAAAGUAUUAAAUCCAUAUAAUAUUUAAAUGAAACUUUGAAAUUUUGUAGCAUCCUCUUGGGUAUAUGUGGUUAAAAAUUUUGAUUUGAUUUCUGAUAUAGUUUGCUUUUUUUUCUUCUAAAGUCACUGUAUACCCAGCAAAAGGUUAUUCAGAUUAAUUAAAUUUCAAUCUGAUCUGAUGUAGACAAAAGUAAAAUAUGAUGGAUAUAUGUAUUCAAUUAAGGUAAUAUAAUCAGAAUGAAUGUUUUUGUUGGCCGACUUGAACAAGAGUCACUGCUUUGUUGCAAGACAAAUUUAUGCCGAAGUUUCUAUAUUAUUUAUUUAAUUUCAUAUAUUUACAUUCGCCCUGUUCUUUUCCAUUGAAAAUUUUGACGUUCAUUUCCCAUGAACAGCAAAAGGAACGUUGCGAAAGUUACGUCAUCACUGCUUAGUGAUAACCGGCCGCUGUUUUGACAAUGUCCUCGUAUAGUCAGGGAGAACGUUCCUUAGAUGACGUCGCAGAUAUUCCGUCUGGCGCACAGAAUGGCCGGAAAGCUGAUUUUAAUGUUAAAUGCCACAAAAUAUGUGCAAUUUAUAAUAUUAUCUUGUUUACAAAUGGAAAGGAAAUAUAAUGUAAAUAUAAGAAAUGAAACUAUUUUUUUCGGUGUUCAUGCGAAAUGAAUCGCUAGCCCAAUUUGUGGAUUUGCCGAUCCUAUUCUGUUGUUCAUUUCGCAAGAACACCAAAAAAAUUCAUUUCAUUUCUUAAAUGAAUACAUGUACUAUCUAUGGGAACAAAAUAAGUAACAGCAUUUAGUCUUUAGUCUUUGAAAUUUGUGAGGAAAACCCAUGCUAUGGUAGAUUUUGGUGCUUAGACAAAUAUGUACGGUAUUUUGUUUAAAAUUACUAUAUUCUCUGUACUCUUGUCUAUGUAGAUUAAAAAAUAUGUGUUUAAGUCAUGCAGGCAUGGCCUAAAUUUUGAAUACUCAAUAAUAUACACCUGUUAACCGGCAAGUCAUUCAAUAUGUGUUAUAUUACAUAACAUGAGAAAUUACACCUG
Messenger RNA from Mercenaria mercenaria, 6620 nucleotides. Its product is annotated as peroxisomal ATPase PEX1-like. The coding region runs from base 78 to 4070 and encodes 1330 amino acids. The transcript has 21 exons. Gene Ontology annotation, molecular function: ATP binding; ATP hydrolysis activity. Lineage: Eukaryota; Metazoa; Mollusca; Bivalvia; Venerida; Veneridae. The record is from RefSeq and is a predicted model, not a curated record. Gene Ontology annotation, biological process: protein import into peroxisome matrix. Gene Ontology annotation, cellular component: peroxisomal membrane; cytosol; peroxisome.